UAGGUGCUGUAAAGUAUUGAGGUAAAAUAACAGAGGAGACGUUCCCAUUCCCGGCCGCUGUGCUCUUCCUGCAGUUUUCUCCUUGCCUGUGGCGGUGUUUGCCCGUAUUCCCGCAUGACGCAUUACAACCCGCUUUUUUGUGGUGUUUCUCUUCCCUUUCAUUGCUUUUUAGGCUGAGGGGCGGUAUAUUUUAUGCUAUUAUUAUAGUAUUGUUCUAUAUUCUGCUUCACCUGCUGCAUUUUCCUCACUCAGUUUGUAGCAUUUUUCUCCAGAUAUCCAGGCCUUGUUUCCUUGAGGAGAUCAUUGUUGGAACAUAUUCCUGAAGAGACAGUUCUAACAGUUCUCUAUUUGCGAUAAUGGUGGGAUGUGUAGUGCAUGGUUGUUCUCACAAAAGAAGACAAGGGGAAGCUGCAGUGACAUUACAUAGUUUUCCCAAAGAUAAAGAUGUUAUUAGACGGUGGCUUCUUGCAACUGGACAACAGUACGACAAUUUUGAUAAUGAGGUUGAUAAAAUCUUUGGAUCAAAAAGCAAUUCUUAUCGAAUGUGCUCCCGCCACUUUACUCCGGAUUGCUACAUGACGAAUGUGGUUACUGGAAAGAAAAGGCUGAUUCCGAUAGCUGUACCCUCGGUAUUUCCUCCUUAUCCUGCAGUUGCAGAAACAAUGGAAGAUGUGAGAAUGUUCUCAACCAAAAUACAAUGCAGAUGGAAUUACACUACACCAUCCUGUGUUAUGUGUCGUUGCACUUCCUCAUGGAAGAAGCGUGAUCCUUCUAUAAUUCUUCAUGUUUUUCCAAAAGAACCUGAGAGAAUUAAGCUUUGGCUGCAACAGACCGAUCUAAAUCACAGUGACAUUGAAAAAAUGGUUGAAGAUUUAUCUUCAAAAAAAGUAUAUGACAUAUACAGGAUGUGCUCCUUACAUUUUACACAUGAAAGUUAUAACUAUGAUGGUAAUCGGAGAAUUUUAAAAAAGCAUGCCGUUCCUACUAUUUUUAAAAGAAAAAGACCAUCUGCAGUUUCAUCAAAAUCUUCAGUAUCUACAAAUAUUUCAUUAGUGUCAACACCUGCAAGCUCACCUAGUGAGCAACAUAUUACUGCUACUCUACCUACUGAUGGCCAGAAGCCAUAUUGCGCUGGCACAGUUCAAAAACAUCAGGAUGGGUUUAGGGUUAUUCAACCAAAGACUUCUUCACAGCCCACUAUUCAGCAAAUUACUUUAGUUCCUUUGGUUCCUCAGCGUGUUUUUCUUCAAACAGGUACUGUAAGUCAAAACUCUAAUGCAGUAGUUGUGGACAGAUCAACAACUAUUCAACCGACUGUAACCACUUUUUCUGAGGCUACUCAAAAGCAUGCUGUCUUGCCUGGUGUAAGUCAGCAGUCAUCUGUAUUGAGACCACCUUCUUCAUCUAUUUUGAAAGUUCCAGUAUCAUCAUCAUCAUGUGUUAAGCAAACUACAUCUACAAUUUCAGAGUUUACAGCAUCAUCCCAUGGUGAGCAUCAGGAACCGCUAACGCCUGCUUACUUGCAGCAAAGUACUUCUUCCCCGGUCAAAUUUUUGCAAAAACUUGACUCUUCCUUAUCCUCAGCAUCAAGUCCUACAAUCUCUACCUCUGUAAUUGAUAAGUCUUCCUACAAAACAAUGACAACUCCACCAAGCAGUAUUGCUUUAUCCAUCGUUCAUAAAGCAAAGCCAUAUUCAAGGGUUGCUUUUCCAGUUGCAGGAAAUUUGUCUUCUGUGACACAAAUGCCACCAAGCACAUCUAGCUCAGCACAGAAACCACCCCCAAUGUCUGUUGUCCAUAUUCCUCUCAAAACACCUACUUCACAAACUACAAUCCCUGAUUGUCUGCCACCAUCAAAGAAGAGAAAAUUGGAGGAAAUAGUUUUCUUAGAACACAGUGCAGCAUGCCCUUCUGGAUCAAGUGUUUCUCAUAGCUGUUGUAUGAGCCAAACAUCUGUUAAUGCAGGUAAACUUUAUUUGUUAUCAAAUAGCACACCAUUGGUUCAACCAUCUUGCCUUAUUCACAAACCUUUAAUGGUUGACAAAGGUGUCAACACUGAUUUUGUCACAAAUAGAAAAAGUUGCUGUGUUGCCACAACACACACAGAGGCUAAAGUCUGUAUGAAGCAUUGUAAAAUGAUGUGCAACUUUCCAAGCAAAGAAACUUAUCACUCAGAAUCAGUCAUUUCUGCUGUUAGCCCAGAAGACAAUACAUUUAGUGACUGCAUUCCAAGCAGAAGUGAUAGUGAAAAUGAUCCAUGUGUAGAACUCAUUAAUUUAGAUCUUGUUAAAAUAGAAAUCUUACCGGACUCUAUAGUGGAUGCAUCUAUACCUACUGCUUCAGUGAUAAAACAAGAAUACCAUAUUAAAGAAGAAAAUGAUUCAUCUGCAGGGCAGGUAGAUAUACCACCAAGUCCUUUCAAAGGUAUCUUUACAGUACCAGAGCCACUGAAAAUAGAACCCAGUGUAAAAACAGAAGAUGAUGAAGUCCCAAUUUCCACUUCUUCACAAGAUACCACUCACUUUGUAUUACAAAAUCCCAAAAAUGAAAGGACUUCACCCAUUCCAUGUGAACUAUUAACUCCAGUUUACAGAAAUCCCAAAUCAUGGGAAACAUCUUCCAUACAGACCGAUGAUAAGGCAGACCACCCAAAUGACUCCUCAUUCCAUAUCAAUGAAUUAAGUGAGGAUGAGGAUGAAUCAUUCUUGGUUUCAAGUGAUGCAGAAGAUGAAGAUGACAUAAAACAUGCCUUCCAGGACUUGGAUUCACCAGUGGAGAAUAUUGUUGAAGAAGAAAAGUAUAUUGUGUUUGAAUCCUGUCUUAAGAAACUGAUAAUGAUGAUCCCGUGUAGAUCCGAAACAAAAUGUAUGUCACUACUCACUCAAUACAGAAAGGAAACUGUUGGAUCAUAUUUGUCAGUAGAAGCUCGUUGCAGUUCUGGUCAUACAAGUUUACUGUGGGAAAGCCAGCCAAGACAUGGAUAUGAACCCUUGGGAAAUGUUCUGUUAUCUGCCGCAGUGCUAUUUAGUGGUUCCAGUUUUGUAAAAUCACAACAUAUGUUUAAAUUGAUCAAUUUGAAAUCAAUAGACAAAACUACCUACUCUAGAAAUCAGUCUAUGUACCUGUUUCCAGCCAUCAGUCAUCACUGGAAGGAGGAACAAAAAGCAGUCAUUCAAAGUGUCCAGGAAAUGCCACUUUGCUUGGCAGGAGAUCAACAACUAGACAAUCCUGGAUUUUCAGCAAAUUAUUCUACAUACUCUUUGAUGGACGUGGCCAGCAAAAAAAUUUGUUCGUUUUCAGUGGAGCCGGUGACUCCACGAGUGACAUUAGAAGGCCUAGAAAAAAUAGGAUUCCAAAAGUCAAUGGGGGAACUCCAAACUAUGAAUGCUGAUGUGAAGAUAAUUGUUACUGACAGGAGUAUUGCUAUUCAAGAUAUUUUAAAGGACAGAUAUCCAGGUAUCUUACAUAAAAUAGAUCUAUGGCACCUAUCCAGAUCAAUUGGCAAUGAAGUGUUAAUGGCAGCAAAACAUAAAGGCUGUGAAAUCUUAUAUCAAUGGGUGGAGGCCAUCAGAAACCAUCUUUGGUGGAGCUUUAGUACUUGUUGCAAAAAUCCUGAUUUGUUAAUCCAAAAAUGGAAAUCGGUUAUUUAUCAUGUCGCCAAUGUUCAUGAAUGGGAUGGUGAUAGUGAUUGUAGAGCAUGUCAUCAUCCACCACUCCCAGAAGAAGUGGUGAACAAUACAAACUGGUUAAAGAAAGGUUCAGCCGCCCAUGAGCAGCUCAAAAAUAUUGUUGAAAAUACCAGUCUAUUAAAGGACUUAAAACAACUGUCCUUCCUCUGUCACUUGGGAGAGUUAGAGAUAUACCGUAGAAUUUGCCUAAAAUAUAAUCCAAAAUCAUUACAUUUCUUUAUGGAUUCUAUGGUAGCACGUGCACAACUUGCAGCUCUUGACUAUAACAGAAACGUCUAUACUGUUAAGGCAAUGGUAAAAGAUGCUUUAAAUGGAGAAGCAUUAGGCAGUAUGACACAGAGAUUUAAGGUGCCCAAAGGUCAAAAGUCAUGGAUUGUGAAGGCAAUGUAUAAGCCAAGUUGCCAAAACUUUCUUUUUAACAUUAUGAGUGAUGUCAUAGCACUUGUCAAAGAGGAGAAAACAUUUUGGUGACCCUCCACAUAUGAAAAUGCCCUACUUAAGAAGAUACAAACGUGAGCAGUUUAUUUCCACCAGCCUUGAUCUUUCUCUUUGGGUAUAAGGUGGAAAGGUAGAAACCUUUUGAGGACAACCCUGAUGACCUGUGAUUCAGAGAGCAUGAAAGUGAUGACAGGUUCCCUAUAAUUGGGUGAUGAUUGAUAGACCUUUUAAUUUGCAUUUCAACUCGACUAGGUAGCUCAAAAAUUGUACAACAUGCACAGCUAGAUUUAUUUUGCAAGGUUUUUUUGUACCAACAUAUUUCUUAAGUUUCUGGAUCUACUUUUAGUAAACUUUUUUUUAAAUUCAAUAGAGACCUGAAAAGUGUGUUUCUUUGUAUUGGAUGUUGCUGGACAUGUGUGAUGAUUUUAUGAUGAUAAAUGGAAACGGAAACUGCUCAA
Messenger RNA from Hyla sarda, 4585 nucleotides. RefSeq lists its product as uncharacterized. NCBI's taxonomy places the organism in Eukaryota, Metazoa, Chordata, Amphibia, Anura, Hylidae. The coding region runs from base 357 to 4160 and encodes 1267 amino acids. The transcript is spliced from 4 exons. The record is from RefSeq and is a predicted model, not a curated record.